Messenger RNA from Anastrepha ludens (Mexican fruit fly), 8167 nucleotides. It is a transcript of the gene Nup153, whose product is annotated as nuclear pore complex protein Nup153. The transcript has 7 exons. The record is from RefSeq and is a predicted model, not a curated record. The coding region runs from base 669 to 7274 and encodes 2201 amino acids. Lineage: Eukaryota; Metazoa; Arthropoda; Insecta; Diptera; Tephritidae. Gene Ontology annotation, biological process: RNA export from nucleus; protein import into nucleus. Gene Ontology annotation, molecular function: structural constituent of nuclear pore. Gene Ontology annotation, cellular component: nuclear pore.
UCGUUUAUUCUCGUUCGUACUCACGCGUUUCUUCACAUCGUUGUUUCUUUCAUCGUGGUUCUGCGAAAAGUGUAAAAAAUAUAUUUUUCAGUGAUUGUUCUGGGUUAAAACUUAAUGUAAAAUUUAUAAGAUAACUUUACCAAUUAGUGAAUGAUUUGUUGAAUGUGUAAUUGGGGAAAAUUAUGAACAAAAGUAAAAGCAAAUUUCGCAGUGAUUGACUUGAAGAAGUGGCAAAAGUCGAAGACAGGUCUGCUACAACGUUGAAAAGGCAGAAAGAAGUUUGAAUGUGCUUGAGGGAAAGAGAACAAUAGUUGAAGUUUUAUAAAUUGCAAUUGUGAGCGAGGGAGAAAAAAGUUGCUGCUAGUUGAGGAAUAAGUGGAAGUAACGUGCCGCAAGAGCAGCGCAGUCGGCGGUGACGACUCGAGGCCAUGAAAGCCUUGCUUUUAGAUGCUUAUUAGCGACUUUAAUAAAAUUUUCUUUCUGAAAAUUGGGGACCUUUGUUUGUUACGAAAAAGUGAGCGGGAAAAUAAAAUCCAAUCCAAUAAAUUGAUCUUAGUGGUGAUCUAUGCAAUAAGGCGGAGAAAAUUUGUCAACUUCGAGACGUGUGUGUGGUUGUGUGAAUCGAAUUGAAUGCAUGUUGGUCCCCCGCUGUCGUAAGUGUCCUAGCUAUGUCAGCAGAGUACGAAGCCAGUCGCAACGCAGCGCGAAGGAGCGAUAUAGUACAAAAGACUAUGAAAACUGACAGCAGCAACGAUGACGAUGACACCUUAGAAGAUCUGGCGGGCUCAGCAAACAAUUCUAUUAUAGGAAAAGUAAAAUCGCGAGUGUCUAGCAUAAUUCCUACCAGUUUCUCAAAAUGGUUCUCACCUUCAACGCGAAACAAUGAUUCUUUAAAUGGAAGCUUUAGUGUAGGCACAGCACGCCGCCGUCGUCGCUUAGAGAUUGAAGACGAUGAAGAAUAUGUUGAUGAUGGUGACACUAAUGAGGACGGAGUUCUUUCACGUAGCGAGUAUAAAGAAAACUUAGUGAGUCGUAGCGAUAACGCAAAUAAAGACUCAGAUGAAGAUGAUAGUGAUAACAACAGUGACGACGAUUCACCAAACGAGCCAGUAGUGUCAACGCAAAGGACUCAUCGUACGACCAAGUCUUCGAGCUCUGUUAAUCAACCACCCAGCAAACGGUCUCGGAUCAGUUUUGAUGCAACAAGUACUCAUCAUCAGCCUUUAAUAGCUUCUACUCCCGCGGUUGGAGUCUGUCGUCGAAACAUCAACAGUCAUUCCUACCCUUUAGUAGAAGACGCGUUAUCCAAACCUUCAACUUCGCCCUCAUUAAGCUACUUCAUUGAAACGAAUGUAUAUAAUCAAAAGAAAAUGGAACAAGCAGCAACCUAUGCCUUCCUUCCAGCCCCUGACACAGAUGCAAAUUCACAAGAAAAAUUUGCGAACAGACUAAACACUAACGAACAACAAUUGGAAAGCGUCACUGCAAUAAGCUCAAGGCGAACAUUGCAUCUACCCUCGACAUCUCAGGCCGCUAAGGAACGAUCUGUGUCAAUGAGUUUUCCAAGUUUUAAAAGGCAAACGCUGAGCGGUGUAAGAGAUACCAAUAAUCAGAACGCAGUAUCGCCGACAAUAAAUACAUCGACAACCAUAAUUGAAGAAGCGUUUGGAAAAGAAGAAGGGGAUGAAUUCAGACGCCAAGACAAACAAGCUGAAGUUCAGUCAGAUGCAAAAUCACGCCGUAAGGUGAAUGGAAGCACUUUGCCAUUUGUCGGAAGUAAGAAACAAAAAUUAAACGGCACAGAUGAACCUGAGGUCAGUAAUGUGGAUGCCGAUUCCGCUUCCGAUAGCAGUGAUGGCUGCAUGGAUUUACCCAAUAAUCUUACCCAACGUAAAACUGGUCUAUUUAAUAUGUCACAUUUAAAUUGUCAUAAUGGCAAUAAAAGCCGAACUUCAUCUUUUGGAAAUGGCAUAAAUUUUUAUUCGCAUUUAGAAGGACGUAAAUCACUUUUUUCUGGUGGAGCGAAUAUUGCAGAAUCGGCAAAUGCUCUUAAUAACUCAACCCUGUCUUUGACGUCUCUUAACAGGCGUCAAUUUAACGCUUCCAUCUAUGGCAGUACAUCGGCAUUGAGCGAUAGUCGAUUGUUAAAUACAUUCUCUCCUUUCUACAAGGGGAAAACCACAUAUGGUGGUGCAGCAGCAUACAAAAAAUUUAGUGCAGGUUCCGGAGCGAGCAAAAUUUGUAACCUUGCACCAACAAUUAUACGUCCAACAUCGAGCUUGUCGACACUUUCCUCAUCAAAUAACUCGAUUACAGCAAAUAUCGGGGGAACUAAUGCAUCUGGUGGUGUAGGUAGCAAUGGCACAGAAAAUACCUCUGCUAUUUCUAGUACUGCCAAGCGAAUACUCGAUUUAAUAAACGGCUUUGCUACGCCUUUAAGCGAAGCUAAGAAAAUGGCUAACACAAGCGUUAAGGCAAAUCCUCAACUUCUUCCACAGGCCAAAUCACGUUUAAAUGAAACGGAGUUACAAGCAUCGCGCAUGAUACGUCUUUCGCAGGUGCGCACACCUUACGCCCGUCCGGCCGUAACCUUACAACCCACAAUCAGGAACUCGACAUUACCACCACCUGUAAGAGAACUGCAAGUACCAUCGAUGACGCAGCUACUACAAAUGAAAAAGAUGCAAAGCACCACAGAACGUUCCCGGCAAAUAACAAUGCAAAACAGUGGUAGUACCACGCGGCCAAUUAUUGGAGGCAGCGAAUAUGUGCUACCCAUAACAAACGAAAACAAUGUAAUCGAUAAGGAAGAUUCACAAACUCGACAACAACAACAGCCACAUACAAAUAAAAUAAAGAGCAAGGGCAGAGCUUCUGCUCGAAUAACCGCUUCGAAGAAUGUUAACAAUCUGGAGAUUGAUGAAUCACCGCCACCAGUCAAUUUGCCUAAUAUUGCAUUUCCACUCAUGCAAUCUGUGCCAAAAUUCGACAUAGCUCUACCUAAACCUCCAAUUGUAGCGCCGGCUGGGACUAUUAAACCUGACUUCCCCAAACUCGAUAACUUGCCCAAUUCAAAAUCUGCAGUUGUGGAACUCCAGACCAUCGGCAGCAGUAACAACAAAAACGUUUUCGCUAAUAAAACUGCAAGCAAUUUGAUUACAGAUAGUAAGAAAAUCGCCAUCACUGAACGAUCCAAAGAUACAGAGGAUUUCAACUCUAAUGGAAGUGAUAAAAAAUCAAUCUCUGCAAAUUUCAGCUUCAAAUUUUCUGCACCAUUGACUUUUGAAUACGUUGAAGAUAAAGCUUCACCGGGCCAAAAUAUCAGUGCACUUAGCAAUAAUUACAAAUUUAGUCCACCAACUGCGGUAUGCUUUGGAGCUGUUGGAACAAAUGAAUCAUCUACAAACCGAAAAGUACAAAGUGAUGGCACUGUAACGCCCCAACUAAAAAGCGGUAGUGUGCUGGAUGCCCUGAAGAAACCCUUCGCAUUACCUGCUACUCCAAAAGAGAAUGCAACGAAUUCGGAAAGUACUGAGAUGAAAAGUGGAUUUGGCGAUAAGUUCAAAAAGAGUACAAGCAACAAGUGGGAAUGCGAAACAUGUUUAAUUUAUAAUGCUAGUGAUGCCGACAAAUGUGUUGCUUGCGAAACACCACGCAUGAAAUCAUCAUCUAUACCACCGACUGAAAAAUCCCCUUCAACAACACUUCUAGCCACCACUUCUUCACAAUUUGGUGCUCAAUUUAAAAAAUCCUCCGAUGAGUGGGAAUGUGACAGUUGUUUGAUACGCAAUAAGCAGCAAGCCGAUAAAUGUGUCGCCUGCGAGACAUCACGUAAAGGUGCCGCCACUACUUCGGUAUUGGGAGCAAGAACUUGGCAGUCUAACUCAUUCGGUGACUCUUUUAAGAAAAAAGCAAACACCUGGGACUGCCCUACUUGCCUUAUCAAUAACAAAAGCGAUUGCACCGAAUGUGUUGCGUGUCAGACGAAAAAUCCAGGGAGUGAUAGUAGUAGCACUUGCCCCAAAGCCAAUACAAAAAGCACACAUACAUUUGGUUUCGAUAGUGUUGCUUACCCGUGUUCGGCUCAGUCAAAUGCAUCUUCAGAUAUUGGUUUCAAAUCAUUGGCUGCUGCUCAAAUGUCUGCCAAGUGGGAAUGCGAUGCAUGUAUGACACGGAACGAUGCAGCUCGCAACAAAUGCAUUUGUUGUGAACAAGCAAAACCUGGCACCACAACGCCUGACGUUCCUGCCAAUGGGCCAAAGUUCAUGUUUGGCUCAGCCGCAUCAUCUAAAUUCACCUUUGGUUUCGGUACCAACGCCAAUGGAACGUCGGCAACAGAUUCAGGCGUUGGGACGACCUCAGUAAUCGCACCUAAUCAAAAGACUGAUACAGAAAACAUUACGGGUUUUGUUUUUGGCAGCACCACCAAGGCAACUACAUUACCAUCCGGAAGUAGUGGCUUUAGCUUCGGUAUAAAACCGACUUCUGUCUCACCUAAAAAUGAAGUUACUAGCAAAGGCAGCGAGAGUAAAGAUGUCGCAGAUAGUGUAAAUAGUUCCAAUCCAGCAGUAUCUGAAGCAACGCCUAGUGCAAGUAAGCUCAGUACAAGUACCACUUCUGUUGGUAAAGAUGUGGUUACUACCAACACCACUGUAAAUUUUAAGUUUGGCGUACCACCCAGCUGUGACACUGCAACGACGACGACCACUGGAGCGCCUGCAGUCAAAUUCAGUUUAACAAAGUCUGACUUUGCAGCUAAAGACGUUCCGGCAAAAUCAUCCGAACCUAAUGCGUCAUUCGGAGAAUCUACAACUGGAGGCUUUAAAUUUGGUAAUAGCAUUACAAAUGCAAAUUUGCAACCAUCUGCAAGUAGUUUUACAUUCGGUGUACCAACUAAGUCAGUCAGUCCAGAGACGAGCACUCCUACGACAACAACAAACACAUUUUCUUUCGGCUCUUCUGCGUCUGCCCAGCCAGGUCAAUCUUUAGCGACAUCUACAGCCACGUCGACUGCCACAGUUAAGCCCAUGUUUAGCUUUGGGGGUACUACCACGUCGACUACCCAAGCAACAUCAUCUACGUUAGCGUCUUCGUAUACGACAAGCAGUAGCACAUCUGCUUCGGCCUUUACAAAUACGGCAGGCGGCUUCAGUUUCGGUAGCAGUAUCACAGGUAGUGCCACUGCUUCUCCAAGCGCCAAACCGUUUAUUGGCAGCUUUAUCGCACCCACUGCCGUUUCAGUGGCUCCGUCUGCAAUUGCCUCUGCGCCUGGUUCAACCAUCCCAACAUUAGCAGCUGCGCCUACCAAUGUUUUCGGCACUUUUGGUGGAAGCACUUCUUCGGCCAAAACAACUACUACCUCAGCUACACCGACUUUAACAUCCACUGCUGCCCUGCCCACGACUAACACACAAAUCUUCGGCUCGUCUGUCAGUGUCGAGUCUAAACCCACUGCGUCGGCAACAAUGAUUUUCGGAAGUGCUGGCAGCAAAUCAGCCGCCAUUGUUUCAACUACACCAGCGCCAUUUGUUUUCGGGUCAUCGUCGUCCAUUGCCUCUACAGCGGGAACAGCGACCAACACUGUUCUAAGUGGCAACAUAGUUGCCCCCGCAACAAGCUGGCCUAAAAGUGGAUUCGCAUUCGGUACCUCCCCUGCCAGCGGUGGAACAUCGAAUACAAAUGAAGCUCCGAAAACUGUAUUUGGCUCCUUUACCACUGCUGCUGCCCCUACUGCAGCCGCUUCUGUAGCUUCUCCUGCUAUGAAUGCUGGUGGUUCAGUGUUUGGAAGCUUAGCCGCUAGCAGCAAAACCUCAGGACCAAGCGCUACAUUUGGUAGUGUAGCAGUUAAUGCUGCAGCAGUGAACCCAACCACAUUGUUCGGGGCUAGCGCUUCGACAUCCACAACGGCUGCACAAACAACGCAAAAUCUAUUCGGAAGUGUGUCGGCAGCAACAUCUUCUUUCGGUGCACCACCAUCGUUCGGCAGUAGCACUACCAACAACACACCGACCUUUGGAACCGUCAGUUCUGCGACUUUCGGUAGUUUCGGCACAGCGGCAUCGAGUACAAGUAGCGAUGGUGCAUCGGCACCAAAGAAGGCCGAACCAGCUUUCAAUUUUGGAGGAAACACUUCACAAAUCAAAUCGACUGGAGGAUUCAACUUUGGAAUGCAAGCGAACACUACUGCUAAAUCUGCAUUCAAUUUUACCGCACCAAGUGGGCCGACAUUUAACUUCACCGGUUCGAACAGUGAUACCAACUCCUUCAGCGCCCAACGCGCCGGGCGCCAUGCAGGCUCGACGAAAGAUCCGUCAACCGACAAGACGUCUCACACCACGGUAGAGCAAUUUACAGCCGCGGACGCCUCUAAAGGCGUGGACCAACAACAAAAACAACUGACGGGACAACUACGAUGGUCAAGACAGAGGAACAUCCAAGACAGCAAUAACAGCAAUAGCAUCAUUUCUGCAAACGCGCAGAACGACGAGUGUAACGCAGCAAAACCAAUCUAUACCGAUUGUAGUGGAAACAGCAGCAUCACUAACAGCAGAAGCAAUAAUAAUAAAGCAUCAAGAAAAUCACUUAUAAAUAGCGUAGAAAUGGUUGGCGUUGACAGAGCCAAAUGUGGCAUUACCAGGGCCAUAAAACCCCAAAUGACACUAAACAAAUACAAAUACAUUCGAAUGCCUCACGGCAACUCCACUCAAAAUUCCUGCAAUAUUGUAUCAGUUACUGGGACAAGCAAUACGAUGAUUACAGGGAAAUCCGAAAAUUUGUGUAAAAACCGAAGUUUGAGUGAUCAGAUAUUUGGAACGCGGUCAGUGAAGCGGAGCAUUCGCGUACAAUCGAAGUUUAAUCUAAGCAAAGUGGAAUGUGGAGAGCCCCAAACUGUAUUCGUCAAAACGCAGUCUCUACUCACUCCGAACCAAUAUCGUAAAGUGAAUUUUAAAAGUGUUGAAUCAGCAGCAAGUUUAAUCGCUUCAGCAACUCCAACGGAAAAGUCAGGUAGUACGUUGCAGUUGGUCUCGCUAUCGCCGUCAGAAGUGACCAAUCAGUAUCGUUUAAUGCGUUGCAAGCUAGAUAACUCGAAGCUGAAUACGUUGUAUAGUAAGUCAGUAGAAUCCUUGCCAAAGGAAAGUGAACGAACAAAAAUUGAUCGGAAGGCGUGUAACUCGUUUGUUAUUACCAACACCAAUAGGGCUCCUAUUGCGACAGAUGCUAUUGAAAAAUUUCCCAGUUCUUCUGCGGCUGCCAGAGCUGUGCUGCACGAAUGAAUGAUGUGAGCACGGAUGCGAAGCUAUAUUGCUACGGGCAUUAGAAUAACAACUUUUAAAAUGCGAGUAUAUGACAGAAUUAAACGUGACAGGUUCUAUUAUUAUUGAUUUCUAAGGGUUAAUUUAACCAAUUUAGUAUUUUUAAGAAAUCUACUAUUGUAUAAAAAAGAAUUAACAAACAGAAAAACAAAAGAUUAACAGAUAAUAACCAGGAUAUAAUAGGUAAAAGAAGAAAUAUAGAAUAUAAAGAACAUCAAAAUUGAGAAAAAAUGAAUUUUGCAACAUAAAAAACAAGAAAUGUAAAAUGAACACACAUACAUAAAUGGUAAAACUAUUGUACUAUUACUGUAUAACUAGUAAGAACGAAAGGGGAAGAGGGAGGGGGAGGGGAGGGGUCUAAUCCGCGAAGGAGGUUGGAACUAAAUACGUUUUGCGUGGAACGGGGAGCAAUACGUUAAAUUCGGUUUGCGAGAUUUUAUACAUCCGUUUUGAUAAUAUCGUCUGUUAAGUCACUAUCUUCGCAAAGUAUAAUGAAAGCGACUACAUCUCAAUUCUUGUGCUUAUGUUAAUCUUUAUUUGAUCAAAAAUAAUAUGUAAAGUGCGCAGCAGGGAAAUUGGCGUUAUUACAAUAAAGGAUAUGGUUGCUUACCGACCUGCAAUUAAAAUUUUAAAUAUUGCUUUUAACGCCUAUUUACAUAUAUUAUAUUUUGUUAUUUUUAUAAGAAAAAUAUUCGUUUCAACUUGAAGUGUGUUAACAUAAAAUUAUAAAUCGUAGUCUAAUUGAAAUAUUUGAAGUUUGUUUUGUAAUAGAUUAAAAAUCAACUUUAACCCGGAAAACGUUAAAAUUUCACAAUUACACAAUAAAUUAAUGUACAUACAUAUAAGCAAAUUGA